GAAAAAAAAGGUUAAGGAGCUUCUUUCUCCUCUUCUGUUUUUGCCUGUUCCAUCAAAUUUUGCAAUCAUCUCAAAUUGAAUCUCCAUUUAUUCAUAACGUGGGUCGACAAAGUUACCCGGUACCUGUGUUGGUGGGAGUUAGCAGGUACCCCGUGGAACCAAUUGAGAUAUAUAGCAGCAUAUAGACCGUUUUCAGAAACUUGCAGUAUUUUGGGUUCAUACUAAGACAUAACAGAGAAUGGUCAAAAGUUAUGGAGUGUUUUGAAGCUGAGACUCUACCAUGCUGCAGUGCUUAAGUUCUUACCUUUCGAGGUGUUGUGAUCUUGAUUUUCGGCAAACAGGGGGCCUCGACGAUCCUGAGAUCCUUGCGCGAGAGACAGUUUUUAGCGUUAGUGAGAUUGAAGCUCUUUAUGAGCUCUUUAAGAAGAUUAGCAGUGCAGUGAUUGAUGAUGGUCUAAUCAACAAGGAAGAGUUUCAAUUGGCACUAUUCAAGACAAAUAAAAAAGAAAGCUUGUUUGCUGACAGGGUGUUUGACUUGUUUGACACAAAGCACAAUGGAAUCUUGGGCUUUGAGGAAUUUGCUCGUGCACUCUCUGUUUUCCAUCCAAAUGCACCUGUUGAUGAUAAGAUUGAGUUUUCUUUUCAGCUAUAUGAUCUCAAGCAACAGGGUUUCAUUGAGAGGCAAGAGGUGAAGCAAAUGGUGGUUGCUACUCUUGCUGAGUCUGGUAUGAACCUUUCAGAUGAAGUAAUAGAGAGCAUAAUUGACAAGACUUUUGAAGAAGCUGAUACUAAGCAUGACGGAAAGAUUGAUAAGGAGGAAUGGAGAAAUUUAGUCCGGCGACAUCCUUCACUUUUGAAGAAUAUGACCCUCCAAUAUCUCAAGGACAUUACUACAACAUUUCCGAGCUUUGUCUUUCACUCAAGAGUUGAGGACACCUGAUUUGGGAUUGAGAAGAAGAGUUGCUUACAAAAGUAAUAUAUUACUUUUCUUUUGGUUUCUGGGAAUCGAAGUUGGCUGGUUCCAUGGAUAUAUAACAUUAUGAUUACUCUUUCUAUUUCCCCCAUGUUAAAAUCGACAUCUUCGGGAUUCAAUUCUUUUUUAGUAGUGUUUUUGUGAUUUGUUCCUAUGAAUUGAUGUCGAUUUCCAAUUGAAUGAUGGUAUUGUGCUUGUUA
Molecule: messenger RNA, 1173 nt
Organism: Lycium barbarum (goji berry)
Lineage: Eukaryota; Viridiplantae; Streptophyta; Magnoliopsida; Solanales; Solanaceae
Product: calcineurin B-like protein 3
Exons: 11
Coding region: 281-940 (219 amino acids)
Biological process (GO): calcium-mediated signaling
Molecular function (GO): calcium ion binding; kinase binding
Source: RefSeq, a predicted model, not a curated record